AUGUCGGCACCACCUUACGAAGGAGCUCCGCCGUACCAGCCAUAUCCGCCUCCACCACAGUACGGUCAACCCAUGUACAACCAGCAACCAGGUUAUGCAUAUCCACCGGGCCAAGUGAACUAUGGUGCUCAGCCGUACCCUACUCAGCCAUAUCCUCAACAGGGUUAUUCUCAACCCUAUCCACAACAGUAUCCGCAACAGCAGCCACAAGUCGUGUUCACCUCGGCCUACUGGGGAGGGACUCACGUCGGCAAAACCGCUACACCUCCAUCAUCGCUCUGCGGUGGAGCAUAUGGUCAUGCCAGUAAUAUUUCUGGGUUUUAA
Haemonchus placei is the source of this 324-nucleotide messenger RNA. The record is from the annotation of a GenBank genome assembly. Lineage: Eukaryota; Metazoa; Nematoda; Chromadorea; Rhabditida; Trichostrongylidae.